This is a messenger RNA of Ictalurus punctatus (channel catfish), 7485 nucleotides long. It is a transcript of the gene dnm2a, whose product is annotated as dynamin 2a. Gene Ontology annotation, cellular component: membrane; cytoplasm; microtubule. The transcript has 22 exons. Gene Ontology annotation, molecular function: microtubule binding; GTPase activity; GTP binding. Bases 254 to 2875 code for a protein of 873 amino acids. NCBI's taxonomy places the organism in Eukaryota, Metazoa, Chordata, Actinopteri, Siluriformes, Ictaluridae. The record is from RefSeq and is a predicted model, not a curated record.
UUUUUUUUUUUUUUUUUUUCUUUUUUUUUGUGUGGAAACACCGAUUGACUGCGGUUAAAUUAACCUCAGACACAGUGACGUCUGCGAAUAGCAAAUGGUUCUGAGUGUCCCUUAAAUUAUUGAAGUUAUGUGUUUUCAGUGACAGACCGAUGACUGAAAGUGAUUAAAGGGUGGAACUUGGAAGUAACCCGAGCACCUUGCUAGACGAGCCCGAGCCGAGCCGAGUGUAGCCGAGCCGAACCCAGCUGAAGCCAUGGGGAACCGGGGGAUGGAGGAAUUGAUCCCCCUGAUCAAUAAACUUCAGGAUGCUUUCAGUUCCAUCGGGCAGAGCUGCAAUUUGGAUUUACCCCAGAUCGCCGUGGUGGGAGGACAGAGCGCCGGAAAGAGCUCGGUUUUGGAAAAUUUCGUCGGCAGGGAUUUUCUCCCCCGUGGUUCAGGAAUCGUCACUCGCAGGCCUCUCGUUCUGCAGCUAAUCAACAACAAAGCAGAGUAUGCGGAGUUCUUGCACUGUAAAGGGAAGAAGUUUGUGGACUUUGAGGAAGUUCGGUCGGAGAUCGAGGCCGAGACGGACAGGAUCACGGGCUCGAAUAAGGGAAUCUCCCCCAUUCCCAUCAACCUGAGAGUCUACUCACCUAACGUGUUGAACCUGACCCUCAUCGACCUUCCGGGGAUGACCAAGGUUGCCGUGGGCGACCAGCCGCCGGACAUCGAGCACCAGAUCCGAGACAUGCUCUUGCAGUUCAUCACUAAAGAGAGCUGCCUGAUCCUGGCAGUCACACCGGCCAACACCGACCUGGCCAAUUCCGACGCUCUCAAAAUCGCCAAGGAGGUGGACCCUCAGGGUCUGCGCACCAUCGGCGUGAUCACUAAGCUGGACCUGAUGGACGAGGGAACAGACGCUCGGGACAUCCUGGAGAACAAGUUGCUCCCGCUGCGCAGAGGCUACGUCGGCGUUGUGAACCGCAGUCAGAAGGACAUCGAUGGCAGGAAGGACAUCCGCGCCGCUCUGGCCGCUGAGAGGAAGUUCUUCCUGUCUCACCCUUCUUACAGACACCUCGCUGAGCGAAUGGGAACGCCGCACCUGCAGAAGACCCUCAACCAGCAAUUGACUAACCACAUCCGGGACACGUUGCCUGGAUUGCGCAGUAAGUUGCAGUCGCAGCUCCUAUCUCUGGAGAAAGAGGUGGAGGAGUACAAGAACUUCCGUCCCGACGACCCCACACGCAAGACCAAGGCUCUGCUGCAGAUGGUGCAGCAGUUCGGCGUGGACUUUGAGAAGUGUAUCGAGGGUUCGGGGGAUCAGGUGGACACGGUGGAGCUGUCAGGAGGCGCCAGGAUCAACCGCAUCUUCCACGAGCGCUUCCCCUUUGAGCUCGUCAUGAUUGUGUUUGAUGAGAAGGAGUUGCGGCGAGAGAUCAGUCACGCCAUUAAGAACGUCCACGGUGUCAGAACUGGCCUGUUCACCCCCGACCUGGCGUUUGAAGCCAUCGUGAAAAAGCAGAUCAUAAAGCUGAAAGAGCCCUGUCUUAAAUGUAUCGAUAUGGUGAUUCAGGAGCUCAUCAACACGGUCAGGCAGUGCACCAAAAAGCUGAACUCGUACCCUCGCCUGAGAGAGGAGACGGAGAGAAUCGUCACUACAUACGUCAGAGAGCGAGAGGGCAAGACAAAGGAACAGGUUCUGUUGCUGAUCGACAUCGAGCUCUCCUACAUCAACACCAACCACGAGGACUUCAUAGGAUUUGCCAAUCUGGACCACUGGAGACUGGAUGACGGUACCCUUCCGAGGUCCGACAGCAACAGUGCACAGCAGAGAACACUCGCGCACAAGAAGAGGCCCAUUCCAAACCAGCUAAGCGCACUCAUAGAGGGAACACCAGAAAAGGUGAUCCGCAAAGGCUGGCUCACCAUCAACAUCAGCUUCAUGAAGGGAGGAUCCAAGGAGUACUGGUUCGUCCUGACCGCCGAGUCCCUGUCCUGGUACAAGGAUGAAGAGGAAAAAGAGAAGAAAUACAUGCUUCCUCUGGACAACCUGAAGCUCAGAGACAUAGAGAAAGGCUUCAUGUCCACCAAGCACAUCUUCGCUAUCUUCAACACGGAGCAAAGGAACGUUUAUAAAGACCUGCGGCAGAUCGAGCUGGCGUGCGAUUCCCAGGAGGACGUGGACAGCUGGAAGGCCUCGUUCCUCCGAGCAGGCGUGUACCCUGAGAAAGAUCAGGCAGAGGGAGAUGAUGGAGCUCCAGUAGACACCUUCUCCAUGGACCCUCAGCUGGAGAGACAGGUGGAAACGAUCCGUAACCUCGUGGACUCCUACAUCAGCAUCGUCAACAAGUCCAUCAGAGACCUGAUGCCCAAGACCAUCAUGCACCUCAUGAUCAACAAUGCGAAAGACUUCAUCCACUCGGAGCUGCUGGCCUACCUGUACUCUUCAGGCGAUCAGAACAGUCUCAUGGAGGAGUCGGCCGAUCAGGCUCAGAGGAGGGACGAGAUGCUGCGGAUGUACCAUGCCCUCAAGGAGGCGCUCAGCAUCAUCGGUGACAUCAGCACCUCCACCAUCUCCGUGCCCAUGCCUCCGCCCGUUAAUGACACCUGGAUCCAGGAGGCCAGCCCCACCCCUCAGCGAAAGCCUGUCUCCGUAGCCCCACUCCCUAACAGGCCUCCAGCAGUGAGAGGCUCCACCCCGGGACCGCCUCCUCUAAACCCCUCCCCUGCUUUCGGUGCUCCGCCUAUCCCAUCCAGACCGGGACAGCCCAUCGUCAAUGCCUUCGGUAACAGCAGCCAGGACCCGUUCAGUGCACCGCCUCAGGUGCCUUCUCGCCCAGCACGCAUACCCCCCGGUGUGCCCAGACGUCCGGCUCCACGGCGGAACCAGUGGUGACCCCGAACGUCCAGGAAACCUGCGCUGCAGUGCAUUGUGGGCGGCGAAUACCACGGAAGAGUUUCUACAGUCCCGUUUAACAAUGUUCACAGUUUGCCUCAUGGUUUGCCGUUUGCUGGUCUGAAAAGUGACUUCACGUGGUGUUUAUACCCAGUGCCGCGCUUUCCCUCUCUCACCGCACCUCUACGCACCCGAUCAUAACGGCAAGACGCGCAGCCUACGAGUGCGCACUUCCCGACCUGGCCGUAGUCUAUAGCUACAAACAUGGAUCUCUGUUCGCCUUGAAAACAAACAACGGGUUUGCUUACGAUUCUGCUGAGUCUCAACUUCAUUACCGCAUAGGUGCAUUCAUUAAACACAUCUAUUUAUUUAUUUAUCUUCUUUUGAGUCGAUUGAAACCCUUCGGAUUCUGUAACGUUAAUUACAUUGACCGUGCAUGUAUUUGGGGUUUUUUUUUUUUUUUUUGGUUUGUUUUUUUAAAACUAAAAAAAAUGAACCUUGAAAAUAUUCAAGACCCCGGGGUAAUGAUGAGAAAGUAAUAAAUAUACUGCGGCUAGCGUAGCGGGUUAUUCCGAGCUAAAUACUGAAAUAUUACACUUAAAGUAAGCCGAGUGUACGCACUAUACCUCUUACCCUAACUACUCAAUCAGAAAAGACAUAUUGGUGCCUGAAGUUUUUUUAAAUUUAUUUAUUUUUAUUUAUUUUUUUUAGUUUAGAAAUGAAGCUAUGAGGCUAAUGUAUAGCUAAGAGUUCAUGGAAGUCAAAUCAAAAGCUUUCCCAUUAAUCAUUGUGUUUUUUUUUUUUUUUUUUUGACAAUUCAUUCGGUUUAACUUUGUGUUUGGUCCAAAAUACUUCAUAGAUUCAGUCUCAUUUUAAUCUAUUUAGUUAUUGUUAGUUUGAGUGUAAAUUUGAUUCAGUGGAAAACUUCGAAUAAGUCUACUCCAUAGAAAUAAUAGUUUUAGUCUUUUUUUUUUUUUUUCCACCUCUGAAAUUUUCCCAUACUAUCAUUUUCAAGUUUUUAAGCUAGAAUAUCUUCAGGUGCGGGCUGGAUUGGACAGAAUUGCUUCGAGAUUAGGUGGGAUUGGGAUUUAAAAAUGAGUCCACUACACACCUGUACUUAACAGCGUGUAGCUACAAUCUUCUGCUCAUUUUGAUAGAUAAAUUUAGAGUGAGGCACACGGUGAUAUUAAUGCGGCUGAUCAGCGUGCUGUAUGAAACCCAUUAGAACAAUAAUAGAGUCUCCACGUUCCGACGUGUGACGCUACAAGACACGAAUCGUCAAGUUAUUCGAUUUCUUUCGUGAUGUACAGAUGCUUUAACGCAGGACAUGUGGCUACUUUAGUUUCGCUAUAACGAUCAGAAAGAAACGACAGGAAACGGUCUUUUUUUUUUUUAAUGCAUUCAUCACUGUCUUUUUGUUCAUCGGUCAAUAAUACGCGCACCGUAAUAUAAUUUCCGAUCAGUUUUCAUGUUUUGUAUGUGUGGAUCCACUUUGUUAAAGCUAUAAUCAUUCGGGGAAAUGAAAUGAAAUACGUUCCCAAGAAAUCACUUCUUUUUCUUUUCUUUCUUUCUUUCUUUUUUUUUUUUUUUUAAAAAAAUGACAACUAAUAAACUUGUAAAGAUUGAUUCCUGAACUUGUCUUUAUACAGAUCUGCUGGCUGUUUUCAUUAACUUACUAUAAACUUGAAAACUAUAAACCAUAAGCACUCAAAUUAUGUAUCAGAAAUGACUUACAGCUACAUAAUUACUUCUUACAAACGAUUAUUUAUUGCUGAAUAUUUAAUAAUAACAUGCCAGAUAUUUUGGGAAAUGGGUCAUUUCUUUCCUUUGUUUUAUUUAUUUAUUAUAUAUAUAUAUAUAUAUUUUUUAAAUAAAGUAUGAGGAUCAAUAAAAGAAUAUUUAAUUUAUUAGAUAUUAAUGGAAUUGUACACUUGGUAUCAAAAGAAUACAUUAUAGAUGAAGGCAAAUGGGCAGCUAUUACCUCAGAAUUAUUAUUAUUAUUAUUAUUAGUUAAAACUACCUUGCAUGGCAAUUUUCCUCCACAUGACCCAAAGUGUGCUACUGUCUCUUUAAGUACAUCAACAAUAACCUUUAAUUUCACGUAAAAUGUCACGCAAUUUUCUUGGUAAGGUGGCUAAGUGGUUAGCACGUUCGUCUCUCACCUCCAGGUCUGGGUCUGAAUCCCGCCUCUGCCCUGUGUGUAUAGAGUUUGCAUGUUCUCCCUGUGCUUUGGGGGUUUCCUCCGGGUACUCUGGUUUCCUCCCCCGGUCCAAAGACAUGCGGUGUAGGCUGAUUGGCAUUUCCAAAUUGUUUGUUUGUGUGUGUGUUUGUGUUGGCACCCUGUCCUUGUGCCCGAGUUUGCUGGGAUAGGUUCCAGGCUCCCCGCGACCCCGUGUAGGAAAAGCCGUACCGAAAACGGAUGGAUGGAUGUCACGCAAUUGUAUUAUUUUGGAAUUGUAUUGGUUUAGUGUUUGUUGUUCUGUAAAAUAGCUUUUACACCCAUUUAUAAAAAUGGGUUGAACUGUUUUUCACCGUAGGGUCUUCAUUUAGAGAAGAAGAAAAAACAUCACGACAAAUAUGUCCAUUUAAUCCCAAAUACAGGAAAUGGGGAAAUACCCGUGCUUCCUGGAUUUAAAUUGGGCUAAGGCUUAACAUGUGCAUGUUAAUGGACUGUCAAUGGGCUAACCAGUACAUUUACCCGCCACUUUAUUAGGAACACCUGCUUAUUCAUGUGAUUAUCCAAUGCAUAUCAUGCAGAUACAGCGCAAGAGCUUCAGUUAACGUUGACAUCAAACAUCAAAAUGUCAUCUCAAUGACUUCUCAUCCCAGUUGGGAUUUUCACACACAGCAGUUUCACGGGUUUACACUCGUGCGAGACUAGAGAAUUAAAAACAUCCCGUGAGCAACGGUUCUGUGUCUUGUUUGAGGAGAACGACUACAUUCUCGAAUGAUUCGAGGAAGACGACGGGAAAUCACUCUUUACGACCACGGUGAGCAGAAAAGCGUCUCAGGACGCACAACAUGUCCAACCUUGAGGGAGAUGGGCUACGACAGCACAAAACCACACCACUGGGUUCCACUUCUGUCAGCCAAGAAGACGAAACUGGACGGUUGAAGAUUGGCAAAAGACUGAGCAACGUCUUCUGCCUGAUUGUACGUGACUGGCUGAUUGGAUAAUUGCAUGAAUGUGUGGGAUUACAGCUGUAACUAAUAAAGUGAUUUAUACCUAGAUACAUCUGUUUUAAUAAAUAUGCAUACCUAGCUUUUUGACAUGACAUUUUCAUGACAUUUACAAAUGCUUGUGGGCUGUCUCAGGGGUUUUGUUUGUGUCCCACGUGGAAAAAUAUAUACACUCAGCAAAAAAAACGUCGUCUCACAUUCGACCGCUUUCAUUUCCAGCAAAUUUCUUAACAUGUGUAAAUAUUUGUAUUAAUAUAAAAACCUUCAACACGUAAAAUGAAGACGUUUCACAGACGUUUGAGGAGCAGAAAUGGAAUAAUGAGUCCUUGGACAAAAGGGGGGGGUCAAUAUUAAAAGUAAGAGUCAGUAUCUGGUGUUCUCCAGCUGCUUUAAGUACUACAGAGCAUCUCAUCCUCAUGGACUGCACCAUGUUCGGUCAGUCCUUGCUGUGAGAUGUUCCUCCACUCUUCCACCGAGGCGAGUUCUCCAUCACGUCUGGAGGAACACACGGUUACGUGUAAUUUUCCACUACAAAGACGAUCAGCUGUCCUCCCGGUCUCCCUGUAGCACCGUCCCAGACGUCUUCCGUUACAGACAUCACAGUUUAUCGCUCUGGACACAUCUGCAGUCCUCAUGCCUCAUGCAGCAGGUCUACGGCAUGUUCACGCAGGAGAGCAGGAACCCUAGACAUCUUCCUUCUGGUGUUUUUCAGAGUCAGUAGAAAGGUCUCUUUAGCGUCCGAACUUAUUGAACCUGUGACCGUAAUCACCUCCCGCCUGUACACCGUUCAGGUCUUAAGGACUGUUCCACAGGUGCGUGUGCAAUAAUUGUUUAUGGUUCACCGAACAAGCGUGAAAAACAUCGUGUAAAUACAGAAUGUCCUGAAAAAGAGACGUUUCUGUUUUUUGCUGAGUUUGUACCGUAUAUGGGUUUUAGACGAGCAAACCCGAGUUUGGCGUAUUUCACAGAUUCUGUGUGGUUAAAAGGUACACUGUUUUAGACUAACUAUCAUGGUCACUAAUGAUGGAGUUUAUACAGUAUGUGAUGUUUAUCAUAUUUACAAUGAGGGUCGCUGCACUGGUUUGAAACACAGCUUAGGAUCAUUUUCAAGACACACUGGGUUCUGGGCUAAAUGAUCAUUGGAUGUGUGUGUGUGUGUGUGUGUGUUGGGACAACGUACCCACAUGACAACUCACCCCCCACUCUCUAAAUAUCCCAUUAGCUCUGAAAUCCUGACCUCUACUGCAUUUCAGUGUGUGUGUGUGUGAAUAGAUGAGCAUUGGAGCAGAAGGUCCAGUAGAUGGCGACAUCAAAGUUCUGUGCGCUCGAGCCAAUGUUGUUAUACAGUGCAAAAGUUUGUGCCCCCUUGCUUCAACAUGCUGACGCCAGCAAGACAUUACGGCGAGUUCCAGAUGUUACAGAUGUUCCCU